Parascedosporium putredinis is the source of this 744-nucleotide messenger RNA. The record is from the annotation of a GenBank genome assembly. Lineage: Eukaryota; Fungi; Ascomycota; Sordariomycetes; Microascales; Microascaceae.
AUGGAACACAUUGACACCAUAUCCUCCUUUGUCGAGGGGCCCCUCCAGGCGAGCUUGACGACGUCAUCGCAGGUAUAUAUCAAAGCUCUCACGAUAUCGACCCCGCAAGUAAUCUCCAAACUCGCGCCUGCCUUUGAAAGGUACAACGAAGAGCAGUUCACGACAGUCAAGCUGCCGGGCAGCAGCCAACAUCAAGCGAGCGCUGUUCAAUCUCACGUUUUGGACAGCUCCAGGUCCGAUAUUGUAAAUUCGAUAUUGAAGAGUUUGGGGACAUAUGUCGACGACCACUAUCCUAGCGCAUCGUAUGGCGCCUACCCAAUUGAUGAUGACUCUAAGGUCGCUAUCAUCAUCGUGGCUAACAAGUAUAGCCCGAAUAACUUUUGGAAUGGACGAUGGAGGUCUCUCUACAUUUACGAUCCUUCGUCAGGGAGUCUUGAAGGGUCAAUCAAGAUCGAUGUCCACUACUAUGAGGACGGAAAUGUGCGCCUCCUUACUAACAGGUCGGUCACGGCUACAGUCUCUGGCGGGACUGGAAAUGGAAUUGUGAGGGAGAUUUCAACCGCGGAGAAGAAGUACCAAGAGGAGGUGAACCGAGCUUUCACCGGAUUGAGCGAGGGUGCAUUUAAGAGCUUGCGACGGCAACUACCCGUGACGAGACAAAAGAUUGAGUGGGAGAAGGUCACAACGUACCGAUUAGGCCAGGACAUUGGUGGGGAAGCUCGAGGCGAUAGGCCGACUUCCUAG